This is a messenger RNA of Penicillium manginii, 543 nucleotides long. RefSeq names its product cupredoxin domain-containing protein. The annotation marks the transcript as partial. Lineage: Eukaryota; Fungi; Ascomycota; Eurotiomycetes; Eurotiales; Aspergillaceae. The transcript has 3 exons. The record is from RefSeq and is a predicted model, not a curated record.
AUGAUGAUACAGGCUUAUCUCUGCACAUUCGCCCUUUUUUGGCUCCCUCUUGUUGCUGCCCAGUAUGGGAGAGGAGGAGAUUCUAGCAGUACUACUACGACUGCAACUGAGACUACAACUACAGCGAGCUCAACAGAAAGUGCCUCCGCUUCAAGUACCGUCUCCGUUGAUGUCGGCGAAGAUGGCUUUACCUUUAAUCCAGACACCAUCCACGUCCCGAAAGGAGGCGUCGUCGAGUUCCAUUUCUAUCCAGGUGGUCACUCAGUUGCCCAAGCCGCAUUUAACAAACCAUGCCACCCCCUGAGCGAUACGAGCUUCUUCAGUGGAGCGAUGGAAAAUGCCAAUGAUGGAAAGCCUGUCUGGUCGCUGACCGUCAAUGAUACAAACCCGAUCUGGUUCUACUGCGGCCAAGUUGGACAUUGCGCUGCUGGAAUGGUCGGUGUGAUUAAUCCGUCUGGCUCGGAUACGCUUGAUGCAUUCAAGUCCGCGGCUUCGAGUGUAAGUGGCCAGAGCGUGCCGGCCACGGCCCAAGGUGGUAUUCUC